This is a messenger RNA of Mytilus californianus (California mussel), 5276 nucleotides long. Its product is annotated as loricrin-like. Bases 3246 to 5276 code for a protein of 676 amino acids. The record is from RefSeq and is a predicted model, not a curated record. NCBI's taxonomy places the organism in Eukaryota, Metazoa, Mollusca, Bivalvia, Mytilida, Mytilidae. The transcript is spliced from 6 exons.
UUCAUGUAAAAACAAUAUUGUUAUCUAUUCAUGUUCAAUCUUACAAAUAGUAUAAACACUUUUAUUGUAAGACUUAUUAAUGUGAAGAAUCAAUUUGUUUCUUUACAAGUAUAAUUGCAGCGAUCAGAAAAAAUGAAAACGUAUUGCAUCCUAUUAAGACAACAAAUUAUUUGUUUCUUCAAAAUCUUUCACUUCUACCUAUAAAUUGUACGUAAAAUAAAGGCGGAAAAGAUACCAAGGUGACCCUAAAAAAAAUAGGUCAAUAAAAAACAGAAUGGCCAAAUUCUUUUGAGCAUGAACUUGAGCACCAAAAAAAAAACCAGAGGGGAACUCAGGUGUUCCAAAUGGACCAGCAGUUGCGGUCCCCGCAAGUGACACUCGUACUAUGAAAGCAUUUAAAGAAUAAGAAAAAUCUGUGAAUGUCAGUCUACAGACUUAUAUAAUUUUCAUAUCCUAUAAAAAAAAAUGUAUUCCACGCAAACAAUCUAAACCUGAAUAAAAAGGAAUUAUAAAUAUUACAACAUUGUCAGCACACAAUCAUUUUGCAUAACUUAUAAAUCAUUCAAUGUUCAUUACAAAAUAAAAACGCGUUUAACGGACUACAUAAAAAGAACAUUUAAAACACCUAACUGUGACAUGUUAUCCCAUAUAAAUAAAAAAACAUGAUAUAAAUCAUGUGUUCAUCUUUUCAUUUUGCGUUUCACACUGAAAUGAAUAUAAUCUUGAUGUACAUUGUAUAUAGAACGAUCGUGUUCCGUUAACAUUGUGUUACAAUCGAUGGCCAACGUAACAUCAAUCACAUAGGUAACAAAAAACUAGUUCAACAUGUUAAAACUUACAAUAAAAUUAACAGGUACAAAUUAAACAUGAUAAUAAAAAGAUAUGACUUAUGUUUUAGCAUGUUUCUCUUUUACAAAUUGUUAAAAUUGAAUUUACUGCUUCCUGUGGUACAUCAUUAUAAAAGAUGUCCAGUCUCUGGUUUUGGCCACAACUCGGCUUGUCCUCCCAGCUUACUAUAGCCUCUCACUGCUACAGUUAAAGGUAUGUUGUUUUAUAUUGAUUUACGAUUUGUCGUUUUCACUAUUAACUAAGGUUUCGCCUCCCUCUAUGAUGACUUUAGAAGGAUUUGGCUAUUAUUUUUAGGUCCCUUUUGGUCAUGUGGCUCUUCACGUGUUUUGUUUCUAAAACAUCCUUGGCUUUCAAGAAUUUGGCUUUGAACGUUCCGGAUGAAGGUAAAUCCAGAAAGAGCGUUAGACACACAUUUAUAGAGUGGUGUUUUAAUUUGUUACAUUCAGUAUUGGUUAAUGAAACAAAUAAAUGAGACUGACACUUAUUUCCAAUAAAAUUACUUUAUCAUUUAAUUUCAUUAACUUUAUGUUUUGAACACAGGCAUCUGUUUAAGCAUUUGAUUGAAAUUUAUCUGCAGAUAAAAGCAGUAAUUCUCACAUUGAAUUAUAAUAUUUAAUCAUAAACAAUCUUGAACAUGAUAUAUUCAAAAACGGCCUUUGAGAGCAUCGGUUUAUGAACCAUUAACAUUUCAUUUUCGUUUUGUUUAACAGAAAUUGACAAGACGCGAAAUAAUUAAAAACAGAGAUUUUAUAUUUAUCGUUUUGAAUUGAGCAUACUCAGUCAGAAUUAUCACCAAUUAAACCUCUAAAAUCAAUUAAUGUUUUACUCAUUUUUAUAAAUGUUCAUCUGAUUUUGCAAUACCCAGAAAACAAUCUAUAAUUAUUAUUUUUACCUUGGAAAAUGCUCGUAAAAGCUACUUUGCUUUUUUCAAUUAGUUCGGCACAAUCCUUUUGUUGAUAAAAAAAAAUUGAAAUAGGUUACAAAACCAAAUGGACAUGCAAAUGAAUAAAUGCAUUUGUACUCAUAUAGGUUUACAAACAUCUAAAAACCCAAGGCAGUUUAAGUACUUACAUUGUAUAUACGUACGGAGCUAUAUCACUAAAAAGGAACUACUAUUCGAUAGACAGACAGUUCCGAAUAUUACAUUUAUAUAAUUAUUAUAUUAUACAUUUGGUAACACACACAGCUGAAAAGCAAUAGCAAAAAAAUGCUAUCAAAGUAUAACUUUAUUGCCUAAUAGAUAUUUUCAUUACUGAUAAUCAUUUUAACUAAAUAAUUUUAAAAGAAAAAGUAUUAACGAAUUGAAAUACUUAGCGAAUAUGUCUGAAUAAUUCAUUUAAUAAUAAAAAAAACCCUGGAAUAAUACCAAAUAUCGUCGAACGGAACAUGAUACUUAUUAUUUCCAAAAGACUAGUAUACAGAAUUAUACUUCUAAAUUCUAAAUUAAUUAAAUAUGAAUAACUAAUAAAUAAAUAAAUAAUGAGACAAAAGAUAUGUUGGCGUCAAUGUGGUAGUUAACUGAGAACAUCAAAAAAACAUCCAUACAAAUGUCGACUUCUAAAUAUCAUUUGGUUAUGUUUUGUCUUGAAUUACUGUCUCAUUGACGUUUAACAUACAUUUCAUUUCAUUUUUUUUUUUCUGCCAAAUUUUUGAAAGAAGAAUAUUUUAAAUGAUAAAUAAUAAUCAAGUUUUAGACAUCUAAUUAAUUAUGAUUACAUGACUAAUGUACAGGAAUAAUAUGUGCAGCGAUCACUACGCUAGCCACUAUGAGAAAGAGAAAGAGUCCAUUUAUAUGUAUUUUUUAAAUUACUUUGCAGUGUUUACCUGAAAUAAUAAAAAAAAGAAAAUAUACUACUAUUUUUGUAUGACAUUUAGACUUAAUUUUAAAGUUAUUGUAAACGUUUUUCGUAUUUAGUAGAAAUUUCUGCACAUCUUUGUGACAACUUUUUCUCUCACACCUUGCAAGAUAAUUCCUUAAUAGAAAUUCUUUUCAUUAUAAAUGUCAUCUACUAAACAACAAAUAAAUUGAAAAAAAAAAAAUAUUUACGUGACAUAUAUAGCCUUUCAUGGGAGAUUAUAGGUUUUAUAUCAUAUUGUUAUGAAUAUUAUGUUUAAAAAAGUUUUGACAAAUUUAUAAGUGUUAAUAAAUUACACAAGUACAGAGGGAAUCUACAGAUUCACACUUGUUUCUAUUAUUUUACAUCGUUGAUUUACUUUUAAAAAAAUCCAGCUUUGUAUGAUGAUAUAGAAGACAAAUCUAAAAUAUCAUAAUGGCUUUUAAUGAAAUACCUUUUCGGUAACACCACAAAUAAAAAUAAAAAAUAAACAGAAUGCCACUGAAUUCUAAAUGAUUGUAUUACUAAUAAAAAUCUCAUGUUGUAUUUCAGUCUUUCAUUAUGAAUCCCAUUCAGACCGUUGUCACAUUUAUUGCUGUCUUCGUCACAGUUAAUGGUGCUGGUUAUGGAAAAGGUGGCGGUAUGGGUGGCGGUAUGGGAGGCGGAAUGGGAGGCGGUAUGGGAGGUAUGGGUGGUGGUAUGAUGGGUGGUGGCAUGGGAGGCGGUAUGGGUAAAAUGAUGGGCGGUGGUAUGAUGGGUGGUGGAAUGAUGGGUGGUAUGGGCGGUGGAAUGAUGGGCAUGAUGGGUGGAAUGGGAGGAGGUAUGGGUAAGAUGAUGGGCGGUGGAAUGGGAGGUGGUAUGAUGGGUGGAAUGGAAGGCGGUAUGGGUGGAAUGGGAGGUGGUAUGGGUGGAAUGGGAGGCGGUAUGGGUGGAAUGGGAGGCGGUAUGGGUGGAAUGGGAGGUGGUAUGGGUAAGAUGAUGAUGCCAAUGCCAAUGCCAAUGCCAAUGCCAAUGCCAAUGCCGAUGCCAAUGCCAAUGCCAAUGCCGAUGCCAAUGCCCAAAUCUAUGCCAAUGCCAAUGUCAAUGCCAAUGUCAAUGCCAAAGAUGGGAGGUGGAAUGAUGGGUGGCAUGAUGGGAGGUAUGGGCGGAGGAAUGGGAGGAAUGGGAGGAGGAAUGGGAGGAGGAAUGGGCGGUGGAAUGGGCGGAGGAAUGGGCGGUGGAAUGGGCGGUGGCAAAAGUAAGUCUUUGUUUAUUGAAGCUUUACUUUUAAAUGGUUUUCCCUACGGUGGCGGUAUGGGCGGUGGUAUGGGCGCUGGUAUGAUGGGUGGUGGAAUGAUGGGUGGUAUUGGUAUGGGUAAGAUGAUGGGCGGUGGAAUGGGUGGUGGAAAAGGCGGUGGUAUGAAAGUUGAAAUGGAAGUUCCAAUAGGUGGAAUGGGAGGCGGUAUGGGAGGAAUGGGAGGCGGUAUGAUGGGCGGUGGAAAAGGUAUGCAGGUUGAAAUGGAAGCCGCUCCGGGUGGAAUGGGAGGCGGACAAGGGGGAAUGGGCGGUGGAAAGAUGGGCGGUGGUAAAGGCGGUGGUAUGAAGAUGGAAAUGGAAGGCCCUAUGGGUGGAAUGGGAGGCGGUAUGAGAGGAAUGGGAGGCGGUAUGAUGGGCGGUGGAAAAGGUAUGCAGGUUGAAAUGGAAGCCGGCCCGGGUGGAAUGGGAGGCGGUAUGGGUGGAAUGGGCGGUGGAAUGGGCGGUGGCAUGAAGGUUGAAAUGGAAGCCGCUCCGGCUACUGGUAACAAGAUGGGCGGUGGAAUGGGCGGUGGUAUGGGUGGAAUGGGAGGCGGUAUGGGUCAGAUGAUGGGCGGUGGAAUGGGCGGUGGUAUGGGCGGUGGUAUGAAGGUUGAAAUGGAAGCCGCUCCGGCUAAUGGUAAAAUGAUGGGAGGUGGAAUGGGAGGUGGUAUGGGAGGAAUGGCCGGUGGAAUGGGUCAGAUGAUGAUGAUGCCGAUGAAAAUGUCAAUGCCAGAACAAAUGCCAAUGCCAAUGCCAAUGAUGGGAGGCAUGGGCGGUGGAAUGGGCGGAGGAAUGGGAGGAGGAAUGGGAGGAAUGGGCGGAGGUAUGGGUAAGAUGAUGAUGCCUAUGCCAAUGCAAAUGCCAAUGCCAAUGCCAAAAAUGGAAAUCGAAAUGCCAAUGCCCAUGACAAAGAUGGGAGGUGGAAUGAUGGGCGCUGGAAUGGGCGGUGGUAUGAUGGGCGGUGGAAUGGGCGGUGGAAUGAGCGGCGGUAUGAUGGGUGAAAUGGAAGGCAGUAUGGGUGGAAUGGGAGGCGGUAUGGGAGGAAUGAGUGGUGGUAUGGCUAAGAUGAUGAUGCCGAUGCCAAUGCAAAAGCCAAUGCCAAAAAUGGAAAUUGAAAUGCCAAUGGGAAUGUCAAAGAUGAUGGGAGCUAAAAUGAUGGCUGCCAUGAUGGGAGGUAUGGGCGGCGGAAUGGGCGGAGGAAUAGGAGGAAUGGGCGGAGGAAUGGGAGGAAUGGGAGGAAUGGCCGGUGGAAUGGGAGGAUCAAUGGGAGGAAUGGGCAUUGGAGGCAAAAGAUAUAGAAGAUCUUCUGGUAUGUAG